AUAGAAUUUUAUGCUCGUUAUGUGGAUGACAUAUUAAUUAUUUUUGAUUCCUGUAUGGUAACACCUCAUGAAAUAGAAGAUUAUGCGAAUACCUUACAACCCAAUAUAAAGUUUACUAGUGAAUUGGAACAGAAUCAGGAAAUAAACUAUUUGGAUGUGACUAUUAAGCGUGAGAAAACGCAAUUGGUGUUCCAAACUAAGAGAAACGUUUUUACCAUGGAAUUGAGGAAAAUACUAAACAGAACAACACUCUAUGAAGAUAUAAAUAAAGAAAUUAAACAAUUAUUUAGAAAAUAUUUAUUGAAUGAUUACCCGAAGAAUAAAAUUUUGGCCAAGCAGGAAAAUAAAAUGUCGAAUGUUAUUAAUAUUAUAAAUACUAAAGGUCGAAAAACAGUAAGAAAUCAGCUUGACGUCGCAGGAGUGGUCUACAAGGUAUCAUGUGAUUGUUUACAAGCGAAAUCAUAUGUUGGAGAAACGGGACGGAAGCUCGAGAUACGCCUAAAAGAACACGAGGCAGCGAUUCGUCUAAAAAGACAAGAGUCACCAUGGUAUCAACAUUGUGUUAAUUAUAAUUGUAAAAUUAAUAGAGACUCUGUAAGAAUAUUGUAUAAAAUGGAAAAUUUGUUUAAAAGACGUGUGGUAGAACAUCUUUGUAUAAUAGAACAUGCAAAUUUGUUGAAUCAGAAUGUCGGUCUUAACGUUGAUGCAUGCUGGGAAAAAUUUAUUUGUAUAAAAGGAAAUAAGUGUCUGGUUGUUGGAUAA
Centruroides sculpturatus (bark scorpion) is the source of this 762-nucleotide messenger RNA. RefSeq lists its product as uncharacterized. The transcript is spliced from 3 exons. Bases 55 to 762 code for a protein of 235 amino acids. NCBI's taxonomy places the organism in Eukaryota, Metazoa, Arthropoda, Arachnida, Scorpiones, Buthidae. The record is from RefSeq and is a predicted model, not a curated record.